Molecule: messenger RNA, 1043 nt
Organism: Micropterus dolomieu (smallmouth bass)
Lineage: Eukaryota; Metazoa; Chordata; Actinopteri; Centrarchiformes; Centrarchidae
Product: T-cell immunoglobulin and mucin domain-containing protein 4-like
Exons: 7
Coding region: 195-1043 (282 amino acids)
Source: RefSeq, a predicted model, not a curated record
CAAACCUCAGGCUGCUGUGUCUCUUCAGUGGGUGUUUCUUUCUGCAGGCUUUUGUUUGUGGUCAAAUACAAACGGAACUCUAAAGCUGAAACCUGAAAACAUUUCUCACUUACUCGUGAAAGCUUCUCUUCAGCGUGGAUUCGUGCCGCCAACUCUCGCUGUGUUUCAGCUGCUUCAGUCUUUCAAGGUGUUCGAUGUGGAUCAUGAAGACUGAGAGCAGGUUGGACUUGAUGCUGCUGCUCGUUCUCCUCACAGUCGGUGAAAGUGACGGCAGCUCAGUUGUUGGUCAAACAGGUCAGAGCGUCACUCUGUCCUGUAAAUAUGACAUCAGCAAACAUGGAGCGCAGCAUGUCUGCUGGGGUCGAGGUGAAAUACCAACCUUAGGCUGCGGCGACCAGCUCGUCUCCACAGACGGACAUAAAGUGAGAACCAGAGCUUCCAGCAGGUAUCAGUUACUGGGACGACUGGAGGCAGGUGAUGUUUCUCUGACCAUACUGGACCUCACAGAGACGGAUGCUGGACGGUACGGGUGCAGGGUGAGGGUACAGGGACCGUUCAAUGAUAACAAACAUCACUUGGAUCUGAUCGUCGAGAGAGCUCCUCUUCAUACCAGCACAGUCAGAUCAACGACCAUCUCAGCACUGACAGGAAGUGAUGUCACAGAAAGCAAACCCACGGAGGUCACAUGGGCUAAGGAGGUCACACGGGCUCCGGAGAUGUGGAUCACAGCUGUCCAGCAGCAGCAGCAGGUAAACAGUCUGCAGAGCCUCUUUGGAAACACAGUGAGAGUCUCCUUUAUCGUCUUUAUACCUGCAGUGCUGCUGAUCACCUGUUACAGAGUUUGGAGGAGGAACCAGACUGACAGGAGGCUGAACCAAUCAGAGGAGGAGGACACAGAGACAGAGGCUGCAGCCCUUCGGGCCGUCGGUACCUUACCACCGCCUCCGGAGUCCUCCGAGUCCCGGAAGGCCUCCUUCCAGUUCCGGCUCCUUCUCCCCAGAGCCAGCCUCUGCCGCCAGGGUCUGGUCCGUCGAGGCCCCUGA